Galleria mellonella (greater wax moth) is the source of this 1542-nucleotide messenger RNA. RefSeq names its product S-formylglutathione hydrolase. Gene Ontology annotation, molecular function: S-formylglutathione hydrolase activity. Gene Ontology annotation, cellular component: cytosol. Bases 236 to 1099 code for a protein of 287 amino acids. The record is from RefSeq and is a predicted model, not a curated record. Gene Ontology annotation, biological process: formaldehyde catabolic process. The transcript has 5 exons. NCBI's taxonomy places the organism in Eukaryota, Metazoa, Arthropoda, Insecta, Lepidoptera, Pyralidae.
UAAUCCUUAUUUUUAGUAACUUUUUCGCUUCCUGACUUAGUGCUUCUGUUUUUUGUUAUUGUUAUUUACACAGACCUAUUAAUUAUUACGUUAUAGUUAUUUAUUUAGGUAAUUAAAGAAAAGGAUUUCUAGUUUUUAUUUCAUAUUUUGCAACUGAGGUAAAAAUUUGAACAUUGAAUAAAUUUAUUUAUAUUCAUAAUAUACCACAGCUAAAACAAAUUCUAAUAGUACUAACAUGGAUUCCUUACAAUUGGUAUCAUCAAACAAAAUAUUUGGAGGCUACCAGAAGGUAUAUGCACAUGAGUCCUCAGAAUUAAAAUGCAAGAUGAAUUUUUCUAUUUAUUUACCGCCACAAGCUGAUGGGGACAAUGUAAAGCUGCCUGUUAUAUUUUAUCUAUCAGGACUCACAUGCACUGAACAGAACUUCAUUACAAAAUCAGGAUUUCAGAGAUAUGCUGCUCAACAUGGAAUUAUUGUUGUUAGUCCAGACACUUCUCCUAGAGGUGUGAAGAUACCAGGGGAUGAUGACUCCUGGGAUUUUGGAGUAUCAGCUGGGUUUUACCUUGAUGCUGUUAUGGAUCCUUGGUCCAAACACUAUAGAAUGGGCAGUUAUGUCACUAAAGAAUUAUAUGAAAUAAUUCAAAGUGCAUUUAGUAAUUUGGUAGAUCCUACUAAAUUUGGAAUUAUGGGACACAGUAUGGGAGGGCAUGGUGCACUAGUAUCAACUUUAAGAAACCCAGGUUUAUUUAAAUCAGUCAGUGCUUUUGCUCCUAUCUGCAACCCAAGUGCUUGCCCAUGGGGUGAAAAAGCCUUUACUGGGUAUCUAGGCAAAGAUAAGAAUCAGUGGGCUGAAUGGGAUGCUACAGAACUUGUAAAGAAAUAUGAUGGACCUCCACUUACCUUGCUGAUUGAUCAAGGUGCUGGUGACAAAUUUUAUAAAGAGAAGCAACUUCUGCCGGAGAAUUUAGUAGAGGCAUGUCGCUCAGUUGGAGUUCCAGUUAUACUGAAUUUGCGGGAAGACUAUGAUCACUCUUACUACUACAUUUCUACCUACAUCGGUGAACAUUUCGAUUUUCAUGCUAAGAUUCUUAAAGCGUAAGCCUAACCAAUGACGGAAUGCCUGUAAAAUGGUAUUACACUUAAAUGUGUAAUGUAACUUUUAAAAUCAGAAAUUGCAUUAAUAAAUGGGUUAGAAAAUAAAUUUGUAUUGUUAAAUUUUUGCAUAAAAAGUAAAUGUAAGCUCCCAUGCUCCAGUGCAAAAGGAAAUAUGGAGGGUACUUAUAGGGGUUUUAAUCGAGUUUUGAAAACGAUAAUUAAAUUUUUGUUAAAAAAUAUUGAUUUUCAAAAGUUAUUUUUCACUAUUAGUUUCCAUAAAAUAUUUCUUAAAUAUGUUUGUAAUUAUGAGUUCUUUAACUAAUAAAAAAUCCCGAUAAAAAAUCGUGACAAAUCUAUAUUUGACCCCAACAAAUGAUAUAAUUAAAUAAUACGCAUUUAAGUAAAUGUUAUAUAUUUUUUUGUAAAUAAAAUUAUGUUUGUAAUAAA